AUGGUCCAUGAAAACGUUUUUGGGUUCCGAUUGAAUGGGCAACUUGGUCUUGGUGCGGGUACAAAGAUUAGACGUUCACUGUUCCAGACGAACCGGAGGAUCAGCAAGCUAGCUUCGGAUGGAAAGGAACUGCCAGGAAGAGCUACAUCGUGUAAAUUUGCACUUGAGAUUCACCCACCGGCCGGCGACCCCGGGCACCCGCUCCUCCGCGUCAACCUGCACGACUGCGUCCCCUUCAUGGAGAAGCUCUUCGCCGCCGGGCUGGGGAGCAAGGUCAUGGACGCGCUGCCGUCGCUGCGGCAAACGGCCACGCACAUGCACCACUCCGUCUUGCCGGCCUCCAUAGAAAAGAACCCCGACUGCAAAAUCGUCUACAUAUGCAGGGACCCGAAGGACAUGUUGGUUUCUAUGUGGCAGUUCUCCAGGAGGAUUCAACCAGACCUUGAAUUAUCCGACCUGUUGGAGGCAGCCUGCGACGGCAGCUGCCUGAGCGGCCCCAUCUGGGACCAUGUCCUCGGCUACUGGAAUGCCAGCAAGGCGAGCCCGGAGACGGUGAUGUUCCUGAGAUAUGAGGAGAUGCUUCAGGACCCCGUCAGCAAUGUCGUCAAGCUGUCGCGGUUCCUGGGACGGCCGUUCUCGCCGGCCGAGGAGGAGGCGGGGGUCGCCAUGGACGUGAUGAGGCUGUGCAGCUUCGAGAAGCUGAAAGAUCUGGAGGUGAACAAGGCAGGCUCAGGCUCAGGAUCGCCAUCCCUGCGAGGCGUUCGUGAAGGUGCCUUCGUGAACAGCUCCUACUUUAGGAGAGGCGAGGCGGGAGACUGGACGAACCAUAUGACGCCGGAGAUGGCCCGGCGUCUCGACGCUGUCAUGGAAGAGAGGCUCUGCGGAUCAGGCUUCUCCUUCUCCUGAUCGAUCGGUCAUCGGCGUACCCUGUUUGUGUCAUCACACGAUGAACCGAUAAAGAUUUCCGCAAGCCAUCAACUGCCUCUUCAUUCUCAUGCAUGCACCUCUUAUUAGUUAGAUGCCUGAUAAAUGCACACUGCUGCGAACAGAUCCA
Messenger RNA from Setaria italica (foxtail millet), 1054 nucleotides. RefSeq names its product cytosolic sulfotransferase 17-like. NCBI's taxonomy places the organism in Eukaryota, Viridiplantae, Streptophyta, Magnoliopsida, Poales, Poaceae. The record is from RefSeq and is a predicted model, not a curated record. Gene Ontology annotation, molecular function: sulfotransferase activity. The transcript is spliced from 3 exons. Bases 1 to 906 code for a protein of 301 amino acids. Gene Ontology annotation, cellular component: cytoplasm. Gene Ontology annotation, biological process: sulfation.